AGCAGCUUUGCAGCGUUUCGAGAAAAUCAAAGUCGUCUUUGUCUUUUGUUCACGCUUUGCGCAGUCCCACGCAUACGUCAGCUCUUCGCGCUGAGUGAAACUUACUCUUUGCCUCCACCACGGUGUUCUUCUUGGGUGUUGCGUUGUUUGCGUUGACGAUGGCGACGAUUGCAUGUAGCUUCCGUCUUUGGCAAGGUUUGUGGCACUUUUUAGCUUUGUUGUUCUCAAACACAACCAUACUAUUUUAAAGACUAAUCACAUCAAACAAUCCAAAAUGAAGUGCUCUCUGUUUACCCUCGCCGCAUCCCUCUUGGUGGUUUCAUCCUCUGCCUUUGUACCGCCUCCAUCCAACAACAAUGGCGUGAAAAAUACCGCCCUCAACAUGUCCCUCGAUGAUCCUGUUGCAUUCGCCAAGGGAGAAAUUGAAAGCAAUGACGUAAUGGUAUUCUCCAAAAGCUACUGUCCCUACUGCGAUGCUACCAAGAAGGUCUUUGAUCGAAUGGAUGGAGUCGAUCCCAAGAUUAUCGAGUUGGAUUUGGACGAUAAUGGACCCGCCAUUCAAGAUGCCUUGCUGGAAAUCACAGGACAACGAACGGUACCAAAUGUCUUUGUCAAGGGGACUCAUAUCGGUGGAAAUGACGAUACCCAACUCGCUGCCAAAAUGGGCAAAAUCAAGAAAAUGUUGGCCGAGUAAAAAAAUCGAUUGAAUGAAUGAAUGGACGAAUGAACAAACAAACAUGCAGUACGAAUGAAUCAAAGGGUGGACGAUUGAACAAAACCGAUUGAACACUCUCCUUGUCGGUGUAGAAACAUAACCUGUCAAGGAGAAGGGCAGAACAUACCGGUACAGUACAAUCAGCUAGUAGGAGAAAACCCAGCGUCUGAUAUGAGUGGUUUGGUACAAUAGUUUCUAUGUUAUUAUAUUACUCUUUACCAAAAGCGUACUACUCCAACAGGAUCUCACAAACAAUAUAUUCUUCUUGUGGUCUCC
Molecule: messenger RNA, 991 nt
Organism: Seminavis robusta
Lineage: Eukaryota; Bacillariophyta; Bacillariophyceae; Naviculales; Naviculaceae
Source: the annotation of a GenBank genome assembly